AUGGAUACGCGGUCCGACCACAACCCCGAUCACAAGCCCAAGACCAGGUUGAAUCUGGGCUAUUGGAGACUCGAGACGCCGCGGGCAUCCUUUGCAACACGGGACGGCUGGUCGAACGAAGACGUCGAUGUGGUGGCGCCUGAUAAGAGAACAUGGAGAGAAAUCGAUUACCUCUGGCUGUGGCUGGCAGACGGUGCAAACGUGGGGACAAUGCAGCAGGCCGGGUCAAUUCUUGCUUUGGGACUCAGUUGGCGUGAAGCAUCUGCAGCAAUUGCUAUUGGGAACAUCCUUAUCGCCUUGACCGUGGCCUUGAAUGGUGCCAUCGGAUCCAUCCACCAUGUUCCCUUCUCGAUUGCCUCGAGAGCGUCGAUGGGCUUCUACUUUUCGUACUUUGCUGUGGUAUCUCGACUUGUGCUUGGUUUGAUAUACUUUGGCAUCAACACCUACAUCGGAGCCUCGUGCAUGCUCAUCAUGCUCGAGUCCAUUUGGCCGAGCCUUAGAGAACUCCCAAACACGUUGGCGGUAUCCUCAAGCAUUUCCAGCAAUAAGAUGAUUGCUUACUUUGUCUUUUGGAUCUUCCAGUUCCCUCUGUUGCUGAUAAACCCGAGGAAGAUGAAGUGGCUCUUCUUGACCAAAUCAGUCUGCGCUGUGGUAGCUGCCUUCGCUAUGCUCGGUUGGGCAGUCAAGACGGGCGGAGCUGGCCCUGUUUUCUCGCAGCCUUCAAGCGUAUCCGGCAAUGCCAAAAGGUGGGCUUGGGUGAUGAGUAUAAACGUGGCUUCUGACCUCACUCGCUACGGGAACAAGCCAUCAGUGGCAUACUGGCAACUUCUCUUCAUUCCCGUCGUCUACUGGUCGUUCUCCUUCAUCGGCAUAGUCAUCGCAUCAGCCGGCCAGUCUAUCUACGGCACUUUGUACUGGGAUCCAACCUCUAUCAUCGGUCUCUGGACAAAUCGUGCUGCUGCAUUCUUCUGCGCUUUCGCAUUUGGCCUCGCGACGUUGGGCACGAAUAUCUCUACAAACUCUAUCGCAACAAGCAAUGACCUGGCAUUCCUACUACCACGGUGGCUGAAUAUCCGGAGAGGAGCGGUCGUCACCGCCUUUAUCGGAGGCUGGGUGACCUGUCCGUGGGAAAUUCAGGCCAGCGCCAAGAGUUUAACAACGUUCCUCAGCGGGUAUAUAAUUGUACUUGCUCCAGUGGUGGCUAUAAUGAUCUCCGAUUACUGGAUUCUCCGUUCUCGCAAGCUCCACAUUCCCAUGUUGUAUCAGAACGACGGAAUCUAUAGAUACUCAUACGGCGUCAACUGGCGAGCCUUGGUCGCUUUGCUGGUAGCGAUUCCCGUCAACCUUCCGGGCCUUAUCCACGCUAUCGAUGCUAAAGUCGACAUCGGGAACUACUCAUACUUUUACAAAGCAUCGUGGUUGACAGCAACGUUCAUAUCGACGGGUAUAUAUCUGGCACUGAGUCUUGCAUUUCCAUACCAGACGCUUCGAAUUGAAGAUUUGUCUGAUUACAAUGAGGACACGGCUCUCGAUAGUAGACAGGUUGACAACGUGUUGGCUCGGGCGGACAAGAAUCAGCUGAUCUAG
This is a messenger RNA of Diaporthe citri, 1587 nucleotides long. RefSeq lists its product as uncharacterized. Bases 1 to 1587 code for a protein of 528 amino acids. The transcript is spliced from 7 exons. NCBI's taxonomy places the organism in Eukaryota, Fungi, Ascomycota, Sordariomycetes, Diaporthales, Diaporthaceae. Gene Ontology annotation, molecular function: nucleobase transmembrane transporter activity. Gene Ontology annotation, biological process: nucleobase transport; transmembrane transport. The record is from RefSeq and is a predicted model, not a curated record. Gene Ontology annotation, cellular component: plasma membrane.